ACUUUUCGUGUAAAAGGGACAGUGUAUGCUGACCCCUUUUCCCUGCUCCUUUACGAAAUAAUCCUGAAGGCAUUCUCAAUACGUGGCCGAAAGGAUUUAUGGCCAGCACUCCAGGCUGGGUUGCUCAGAACACAGUCCUCAGGGUAACUUCUGGUACUAAUGGAAGCAUCUUCGAGCAGUGCUCCAAGGUGUAGCUCCCCGUCCUCCUGUUUCCUUCCUGCCUUUUGAAGCCUCUGACUUGUUUCCAGUUUUAUUAACAGCAGAGGGCUGGCUGUGUUGGAAAAUGAUGGUUUUUUGCUCGAAGCUGUGGAGUUGUUUUUAUUUUGUGGGAAAGGAGAGGCAUUGCCCUGGCCAAAGCUUGUAAAAAGCUUGAGGGAGAUGUCAGGUGCUUGAAUACGUGUGAGUUUGAGGAAGGUGAUUUUUGCAAACUUGCCUGAGGUUUUCAAAGGUACAGAACUAUGUAGGGUGAACUGCAUUCAGAAAUAGUUGCUCAGGAAGAUAUUUAGAUGCUAGAGUUCAUAAAAGGGCUUCUGGGAAGAGGAACUAGGAAGCAGAGAGAAGAUCUUUUAGUGUUAGUAAGUAAAAAGGGAAAUACGUAGGGGAAAUGCCCUAAAUACGUAGUUUUUGCUAACUUUCCCUCUGGCUUUCAUUGAUUUCACAACAUCAGAGGGCAAACUGAAAGCAUUCUGUGCAGAACUGUUUCCCCACGUGCUUUCACACUGGAUUUGUUCGUGGCAAAGGACAUUUCUGAGUGUGCUGCAGCCUGAGAUGCAUCCUGAUAUUCCAUCUGGGGACCUGAACAGCAAUUUAAAUUCAAGGGUGUCGGAGGUCAGCUCAUUUCAGAAGCAUGGUUUGGGACACCGGGGACCUCAUUUUAAUCCUCCCCCACCAAAUUUCCAUGGCAAAUGCUGCCGUGGUCCUACAGGCACCUUGUGUCUGGGCUGGAGCACGGCUUCAUUUCCCGAGCAUCGCCUGCCCUUUGUACUUAACGGGGAAAAAAAGAGUGUGGUGGUGUAAUAAAAAAAGUCCUGGGCUGCAGCAGUGUGGGGAAACUGCUAUUGUGUAAGCAACCCGAGCGCUGCUCCUCCUCGGCUUGGGUUAUUUGACUUAGAGAGAGGAACUUUGAAAAUACAGCUCCAUUUUGGGCAGAAUCGGGGCGAGGGCUGAGCCGGCUGUAGGAAAGCAGCACAGCCUGUUCCUGGAGAGAUCUUCUCGCUCCUAAUUAGCGCAGCGAGGAGGCCGGGAGGGCGAGUGGCAGGAGUAGGAGAGCUUCAUCUCCUGGGGGUUUUGGUAGAAAAUCUAUGGGCUGCAGAAGUUUGUCUUCAGCACUGAGGGUUUUUUUUUCUUUUUCCGUGUGAAAAACAAUCCAAGCUUGCAGAUGAGGCCUCCUUUAAGUUCCUAUUUGUGAGAGAUUUUGGGCAACCUGAAUAAAUUGCAAACGUGUGGUCAACAGAGAUCAAAUAUGACUCUGAAGGAGCUAUUCCUAAGCAGCCGUUAUGGCCAAAAAUGACCUUAAAUAAGACUCCAGUGGUUUGUUUGAAGCAGCAGAAAGCGAGUCCUGGAUGCCCAACCCGAAUUCCCGAGGGAGCCCACCUCGUUACCCUGCCGAGGACUGCGGCACCGCAGCGGAGGGGAGCGGCAGUGUAGACUGUCCCUUUUCAGAGGCAUUCCCUUCUGCUUUCCCAGCAGGGGUUCCUCCUGUGCAUGACUGGUUUUGCUGCCUGUGAAGGGUCUGGGAAGUCUGUGUCUCUUUCCUUGGUCGUUCCGAAUGCUGGCCUUGCGUUUCAGGUGCCCUGGGGUUGGAAGGUGGUGAACAGCCACAGCCUUGCUGGAAGGAGCGGAUGCAAAUGUCUCUUUCCAGUCCCAGGAGACCACCCCUAGGAAUCAUUGCUGCCUAAUUUCUGAUUCUGUGUGUGUCCAAAUUCAAAUUUGGAGGGAAAGAUAUAUGCAGAACAACUUCAUCUAUGCCCAGCUGUGAAUUUGGGCCCCGCUGUGUAUACAGAUAAACAAAUCACCCCAGAAGGAGAUGGUUUUUAAAGCUCUUUAUUAAAAUGCGCUCGUGAGAGGUCCUGAGCCGCAGUAUUUAUCAGCUGUGGGCACGUUAUAAGCAUCUUCCUGUGCUCUAACACCCACCUCCAUUUGCCAUGCAGACUCUGUUUGCAUUUGCCUGUGUUAAUAUGUAGACUUCAUAAUAAAUUACCUCGAGCUGCUCCUAAUGCAAGCUUCUCCACUGCCAAAGGAGGUUUGGGUUGGUUUCCUGGGCUGUAAUGACUUCCAUCACAACCCUCAGUUUGAAAAUGUUUAUUUCUUCAGCACUACAAAAGUGAUAUAAAAUCCCAGGAGGGGUGUAAAAUGACAUUUCCCAUGCGCAUUAUAAAGUUAGCUUUAAAGAAAGGAAAUUAAACCCCAUUCUAAACCCCCUUAUUCCCUCCCAAAUCCCUUUUCGUCCCUGUUUCGUAGCACAGAGGGACCUGCCCUGCCUGUUUCUCCCCAUAGGGCUGAAAGGCCUAUUUUAAUCUGCCUCUGACAGCCUUUUUAGGGUUAUUUAUUCGUAGGGGAGCUGUCUGCUGUGUUAAGCACCGAGUGUCAAGCUGUACACCAGCACCACGCACUAAUAGUGCGUAAUCACCACGUGCACUGCUCCGUGUUCUGUGCACAAGCAGUAAGGGGUGUUCCCCCCCCAGAAAAUUCCCUAGCUCAUCAGUAUUGGCUGUGUUAAGCUGGAGGAUUUAGGCAGUGAGUUUAAAAUGCAGCCGGUGUUUAUAGGGGAAAUAAAAGCAGGCGGGAGAUUUGCGAGAUCUCAGGGGGUUGCUCUCUGUAAAAUCCAUCUCAGGCAAACACUCCUCUAGAUUACCAGCUCCCCUUGCUUCGUAGAGAUACUUCAUUUUUAGAGAUGCGUAUCCCCAAACUGCAAUAAUAGGGAAGGUCAUGUUCACCUUAUAAAGCCAGCAAACUCAGAACAAGCGAAGAGAUUUUGAGCAAACAUACAAUACAGAUUUUAUACAACCCCUACUGCGGGGUGACAAAAAAAGACCAUUUCUUUUCACACUGAGCACUGCAUUUUGACUUUUUCCUCUGCCUAUUGCUACCCAUAAAAGAAAUGAAUGAGGAGAUGUCUUUAAAGAGUUUGUAUAAGUGAGGGUGGUCAGUUGGGACUGAAAGAGAACUGCUUUGCAGCAAGCUGGCUUCACCAUUCCAAAUAUUCCUGGUUUUAUAUCGGGCAGUACUGGUAACCUUCAGGUUUAUUUCAAAAAAAGGGAACAAACGCAGUAUGAUGACGCUUGUGAAUAGGAGGUUGUUAUGGCUCACCCCAAAUCCCUCACUUACUUACAAAACCUUGCAUGCACUUAGAUUUUUUUCCCUGUUGUUUGGGAAGGCAUCGGUCACUGGUAAGUGUUCACACAAGGCGAGAAAUUCCUAAAGCUCUGGUGCACCUGAGCACAAAGGUGGGAGCAAAACACAGCCACGUAACGAGAAUAAAUGUGCCACGUGCAUGGUUUUUUCCUCCAGAUCGAAGCACAAACUGUCAACGUUAAGUGGCUCACCAAGAAUAUGCUCUUCCCAAAGAGGCAAAGCAAGUGCUGCUCGUUAAGGAGCUUUGGAAAUGGAUCUGCGAGGGUUUUGCUGAUGGGGCUUUUCUGGCUGCACCUUAGGAGUGCAGAGCAAGCACUGACUUGGUGACCAUCUCUGCCUUUGCAUUUGCAAAACUACAUCUUUUUUGGAUUUGCUUAAUUAAGCAUUAACCAGAUUGGGCGUGUGCUUUGGUGCUUUAACCACAGGAUAUCCCAAGCGAUGGCACGUCUGCGGUGCUUGCCCUGUGCAGCAGUAUCAGCGCAGGGCUCCAUCCCACCCCAACACGUUUCACUCUUCAUUCAGCCCUGGAAAAGCCAUUUUUUAACCCGAAGUAGAGGUCACGGUUAGCAAGCAAAGGAAUGAACAAAUGUUUGUGUUUUUUUCCCCCAAAAAUUGUUUGUACCUGGAAGCUUUGGUUCAGCUCGUGUAUGUUUGCCCGUGCCUGGGAGCUGUAUCAUGUAUUUGGCUUGAGGGAUGCUCCAGUAACUCAUUGGUUUUGGGGCAGAAUAUGUGAAGUUUGUGUCAUAUCUUUGGGUGCUUUGCCUGCUUGUGAUCUCCGUUCAUAAACACAAGUCUGGGGGACUGUCUGCGUAUGGCUUGCAACUUCAUUUUCUGCAGCACAGGGAUCGGGGGGAGGCUGUUGGCUGUUACUGGGUGCCACUGAAAUGUAUGUUUAACCCACAUGGCUUAAAAUACUGGGGGAAAAAUAGCAUUUUUUUCAUGAGAGGCACUUGUCUUUGAGCUGCUGAUUGCUGGGCUUGGGUCUGGAUUGGGAAGGGCAAAACCAAGCUUUGUAUUUCAAAAAACAGCUACAUUUUUUUUUUAACCUGUUGUUGGUGUUUGGUGAUAUCGUAAGAUAAUUUGCCUGAGUAUAAUGAGUUGUUCCACCAAGACUGGCAGCUUCUCACUGAACUUAGAGCCGUGCUCGUGCUGAAAUCAAUGAAGUUGUCCCAGGAGCGAGAGAAGUUUGCUGAUGAAGACAGCAUCUUUUAUGCACUCGGAGAAUGCGGACUCAUUUCUUUUUCUGACUACAUUUUCCUCACGACAGUCCUGUCCACUCCCCAGAGGAAUUUUGAAAUCGCCUUCAAGAUGUUUGACCUGAACGGUGACGGCGAAGUGGACAUGGAAGAGUUCGAGCAGGUCCAGAGCAUCAUUCGCUCCCAAACCAGCAUGGGCAUGCGCCACAGAGACCGGUCGACCACUGGGAACACCCUGAAGACCGGCUUCAACUCUGCGCUGACCACCUACUUCUUCGGGGCGGAUCUGAAGGGGAAGCUCACCAUCUCCCACUUCCUGGAAUUCCAGCGCAAGCUGCAGCACGACAUCCUCAAACUGGAGUUCGAGAGGCACGACCCGGUGGACGGGCGGAUCACGGAGCGGCAGUUCGGCAGCAUGCUGCUGGCCUACAGCGGGGUGCAGUCGAAGAAGCUCACCGUCAUGCUGAAGCAGCUCAAGAAGCACUUCCAAGACGGAGAGGGGCUGACGUUUGAGGAGGUGGAGAGCUUCUUCACGUUUCUGAAGAACAUAAACGACGUGGACACGGCGCUGAGCUUUUACCACAUGGCUGGAGCCUCGCUUGAUAAAGUGACCAUGCAGCAGGUGGCCAGGACGGUGGCGAAGGUGGAGCUCUCGGACCACGUGUGCGACGUGGUGUUCGCGCUCUUCGACUGCGACGGGAACGGCGAGCUGAGCAACAAGGAGUUCGUGGCCAUCAUGAAGCAGCGCCUGAUGCGGGGCCUGGAGAAGCCCAAGGACAUGGGCUUCACCCGCCUGAUGCGCGCCAUGUGGAAGUGCGCCCAGGAGACCGCCUGGGACUUCACCCUGCCCCGGCCUUAGCGGGGCCGCGCCGUGCCCCUUUUGUCCCUUUCAUUCCCUUAACGAGCUGCGAGUUAAUUAAAAAGCUGCCUGCUUUUUUGGGG
This is a messenger RNA of Anas platyrhynchos (mallard), 5492 nucleotides long. RefSeq names its product mitochondrial calcium uptake 1 (gene MICU1). Gene Ontology annotation, cellular component: uniplex complex. NCBI's taxonomy places the organism in Eukaryota, Metazoa, Chordata, Aves, Anseriformes, Anatidae. Gene Ontology annotation, molecular function: calcium ion binding. Gene Ontology annotation, biological process: calcium import into the mitochondrion; mitochondrial calcium ion homeostasis. The record is from RefSeq and is a predicted model, not a curated record.